Molecule: messenger RNA, 4829 nt
Organism: Leptopilina boulardi
Lineage: Eukaryota; Metazoa; Arthropoda; Insecta; Hymenoptera; Figitidae
Exons: 7
Coding region: 72-4049 (1325 amino acids)
Biological process (GO): protein phosphorylation
Molecular function (GO): protein serine/threonine kinase activity; ATP binding
Source: RefSeq, a predicted model, not a curated record
UUAUAAUCAAUUUUUUUUUUCCUCCAUUAAAAAAAAAAAAACAAGCGCCGGAAAAUUGAACAAUCUACAAAAUGCCUUAUUACGGAGACGGAAGCUCAUAUUAUUAUGGGACCUUCGCCAAUCACAGCUCCCUGAUGACAGGCACCGGGCGUCCCUUUAACGUCUCAUUGGCGAGAUUUUCUCCUCAUCUAUCGACAAUAUCAGAAUCGCCAUUAAGUAAUUUACGAAGAUAUUCACCUGUUACAAUAACCCGACGACCUCGACGAACCAUUGACACGGCCGAUAUUGAUGUGUCAACGCCAAGAACAUUAACUCACGAGAGUUCUCGACACAAUCUUCGUAGAGACAGGCCAACAAUAAAAAUUAGAUCCCAAGCAUUAAAGGAUAAUCCAGCAUUGCGUGAGCAUUAUGAGAAACAUGAAAAAAAUGUUGGCGAAAUGUUGGUUGAAAAAUUUCUCAUCAAGGAGAAAAAAUAUGAUCGUGACAAUAAUAUUGGUAAUCUUCAUUUAAAUCAACAACAAACAAUUAUCAAUAAUGAUUCAACAAAAAAUGAUCUCACUGAAGCUAUACAAAGAAGAGUUACACGAAGAUUCACUCGAAGAAGAUCAUCAGCUGAUGUGCAAUUAAAUUCCGAACAAUUGGAACGUGAACUUGCUUAUGCUCAGGUACAAGCUGAAGUUUUGGAUACUUUGGUUGCUGAGGAGCAAGCCGAAAUGGAAGUUGAGGCACGAAAAGCAUUCGCCAAGAAGAAAACCCAUCGAUCAACUCAUAAUCUUCCCCAAGUGGAGAUUAUUCAAACCAAUGAAAUGGUUUUCGACAACGACGACGAAGAGCUGUCUCGAAUUCGAAAGAAAGUGAAGAAGAAGAAAAAGCACUUACCAACGAGUCAGGAUCAACAAGUUUUCGUUCAAUCAUUAACAGAGGACUCGGAUUGUAAAUCAGAGAACAAGGAUGAUGACGAUAAGCCAAUACAAAAAUUCAAAGUCGAAGCAUGUAAUAGUGUUGGUGAUUUUUCGACACUUUGGAUUAAAACAUCAUCGGAAGUUGAAGCAAAAUCAAUUGAACAAUUUAGAGAAAGUGUUCGACUUCCAGCACCUACAAGACUACCAGUCAGCAAUUUAGAAACCGAGACCAAAAUUGUCUUGCCGAUUCCAAAGACUUAUGUUAAAGACAAUUCCAGAAACAGCGUUUAUUUAACGGUGAAAAAAACUGAUGAGAAUUCAUCACGAGGAUUUAAUCAGUCCAAGAUGUCGAACGAUACUGGCGUAACGAUCGAUGAACUUGCCAAGAUUGAUUCUAAAGAUAUCGUCGAUGAUACUUCACUAGAGGUCAAAAACAUUUCUGAUACCUUGGCCGUCAGUCUUACUCCUAAGGUGCGGAAGUCUCUUAAUGCGGAUGCAAAAAAUGAUUUCCUCAAUAAUGACGUUCAAGAAAUGAAAAAUAAUUUUGAUAAAACAUGUCUUGUGAUCAUUGAUAAGACUGAUAAUUCUCAAUCAGAGAAAAAAAUUGAAACUGAAAAUAUCAAAGAAGAAAUAAUUGUUGACGAACAGAAAUCAAAAACAAUUAAAAAAUCAAAAUUGGGGAAAAAAAUCGAAAAGAAUGAAAAAUCAUUAGAAUUAGAAGUUUCAUCGAAAGAUAAAUUAUUCUCUAAAGAGAACACACCUAGAUUAGAGUCGCCAAUUAGGGCGAAGCUCGCCUCUAAAGAUAGCUCAUUAAAAAGUCACCCAGAGGGGGUGUCAUCACUAUCGAACGAAAUACCAACCGAUGGAAUAAAAUCACCAGAGCUUUCAACGAAUGACACAUCAUUCUCAAAUGAGAAGACACAAGUAUUGGAGUCAUUAAUUACAAUAAAUCUCGAAACACCGGAAAAAUUCAGUCCAUUGGCUUCUAAUGAAAUUUCAUCAAAAUCGUCCGAUCGAGUGAAAAAAUACAAAUCCAAGGAGAAAGUAUCAAAAAAAGAAAUUGAAAAAAUUUUACCAAAAAAAAUCGAGGAAGUGACAUCAACAAAUGAAUUUUCAAUUAAUCAUGAAAAUUCCCAAGACAGUGAAGUGAAUUCGGAAAUUGAUUUCUGGAGUGAAAUCAAAUCCGAAAAAAAAAUGGCAGAAAAGUCUGAAGCAAAAGUAGCAGUGAAAAAAGAAGAAAUUAUGAAUAAUAUCGAGGAAAAUGGAAUAAAAUUAAAUGGUAUUGAUAAAAAAUUAGAACCAUUGGAUUUAAGUCGUAUUCGUGAAUCAAUGAAAUCAUUUGAAAGUCCAUCGCUUCCCACCUCUGGUAUCUCAACACCAUUAUCGGAGAUAUCGCAAACAAAUUUUUCCUCUGAAGGAUUGAGCCUCUUGUCAACGGACACGUCAAUUAUUGAUGAGGACGAUGGCUUGGCAACGCCAACAAAUGAAUCCAUCACUACAAUGAGUAAGUGGAACAAACAAGAUAAUCUUUCAAAUUUAACAGAUUUGGAAAAAGAUUUAUCAACUUUACCAAUGAAAAAAAUAAUUAACAGUACAACAAGCAGUCCUGCCGAUUCAAAGAAGAAGAAGAAAAAAAUUAUUAAACGUAAAAAAUCCAAAUCUGAUAAAAAUGAUGUUGACAGUGUUAAAAGUUCAACGAAAUUAUCAAAGAAAAAAGGAUUCACACCUGAUUCAACGAUGAAAAUGUCAAAUGCACGUUCAUCGCCUCGUGAUGCACCAUGUCGUCCAUCGGAUUUAAUGAGAAUAUUUUAUACAACACCAAGACAAUUAAUGACAGCAACACCAAGAGAUUUGCGUAAAGUGAGACGAGCUAAAGUUAAAAAACGAAAACCACCACCGAGAAAUGCUUCACUUAGCAGUGAUAGUACUGGAAGUACAACAAGUACACAAAGUACAAAUACAAGUACAGAAGAGGGAUGCAAUUCAAUGGAUGAAUUGGAACAAAAAAGAAUGGCUUCAACACGAAGCAAUGAUUCUGGAUUUGACGGCUCGCCAAGACUCUCGAUCCCAUCACAAUCGUUAGAAAAUCAUACUUCUGAUAAUUUUCACACGAGUGGACGAAUUACACCGCCAGCUACAAAUUUGCCAAGGUUUAAAAAAUACGCGGUAACAGAUUUCAAUUUCUUAAAGGUUUUAGGGAAAGGAAGUUUUGGAAAAGUAUUGUUGGCGGAAUUACGUGGAACCGAAUGUAUCUACGCGGUAAAAUGUUUAAAAAAGGAUGUGGUCCUUGAGGAUGACGACGUGGAAUGUACUCUAAUUGAGAGAAAAGUACUGACAUUAGCAACAAGGCAUCCAUAUUUAUGUCAUUUAUUCUGUACCUUUCAAACAGAAUCACAUCUUUUUUUUGUUAUGGAAUAUCUUAAUGGUGGCGAUUUAAUGUUUCACAUUCAAAAAUCAGGUAGAUUCUCAGAAGCGAGAGCACGAUUUUAUGCAGCUGAAAUUUGGUCAGGACUUAAUUUUUUGCACAAAAAAGGAAUUGUAUAUCGAGAUUUAAAACUCGAUAAUGUUUUACUUGAUUUUGAAGGUCACAUAAGAAUUGCCGAUUUUGGAAUGUGUAAACUUCAAAUUUUCUUGGACAGAACUGCCGAUACAUUCUGUGGAACACCUGACUACAUGGCGCCUGAAAUAAUAAAGGGUUUAAAGUACAAUCAAGCCGUGGACUGGUGGUCAUUUGGUGUUCUUCUUUAUGAAAUGCUUACGGGACAAUCGCCUUUUUCUGGCUGUGAUGAAGAAGAAUUAUUUUGGAGUAUAUGUAAUGAGAGGCCUUUUAUUCCUCGAUAUUUGUCACAAGAUUCAACGAGCAUGUUAAUAUGCUUAUUAGAAAAAGAUUCCGGUAAACGAUUACCAGCUCAUGAAAUUGCCGUUCAUCCAUUCUUUCAGAGCAUAGUAUGGGAUAAAUUGGAACGAAGACAAUUGGAAGCACCUUUUAAACCAGCGGUGGAGCAUACUCUUGAUACGAGAUACUUUGACACAGCGUUCACGGCAGAACGACCGCGACUCACAGCUGUUCCAGAGGACAUCCUGACUUCGAUGGAUCAGAAUGUGUUCAGAGGAUUUUCUUACACAAAUCCAAACGCCACAGACUGAAAAUCGAAUUUAACAAAUUAUUAAAAAAAAACAUAUAUAUAUUUAAAUUAUUGAUUGUAUAGUUUCGGAUAUUUUAUAUCUUGAUUUCUAUUGAAUUCAAGAAAUUCAUUUUAUAAAAAAAAGAGACUAUUAUAAUUGUAAAACGAAAAUUUCUCUAUUUAAUAAUAUUUAGCAUUGAUUAUAAUUUAAUUCAAAAGGAGUACAAGGAUUUUUCAAAAUUAAACCAAUUAUAUCAAAUUUUUUAAAAAGGAAUUUAAAAAAUCAAAUUUAAAACUACAUUUGUUAAUAUAAUUUUUCUAGUUGAUAGAAAAUUUUCUGAAUUAAUUUGGUAAAUAUAUAAUUUUGUUUCAUAUACAGAGUUUCUAAACAAAGAAAAGUCGCAAUAAGAUUCGGUAAAAAAAAUUUUCGAAAAAUUUACUUUACCCGAAUUCUAAUAAAUUUGAAAAGAUCUUUGAACUCAAAUAGAAAUCAUUUUCUAACGAAUUUCCAAUGUUAAAAUCUAUUUAUUUAUAUUCUUCCGAAUGGAAAAUAAAUUUGAAAUCAAAUGAAUGAAUGGACUGGCAACUUUUAUACAAUGUUAUUUUUUAUAAAAUUGUUGCUUUUUCGUUCAGCCUCGAACGUGAUCGAAAUUUCACGUUGUUUUUUUUUUUCAAGUAUGUAUGCCGCGAUUUUUGAAUGAAUGAAUUUAGAACUAUUAAUAUAAGUUUUAUGAUGCGAUAGUUUUUCGAAGAAUAAUUGUACAGAAUUUUGUAUUCAAAAUAAAUCGUUGAAUAUAGUAAA